Molecule: messenger RNA, 801 nt
Organism: Musa acuminata AAA Group (dessert banana)
Lineage: Eukaryota; Viridiplantae; Streptophyta; Magnoliopsida; Zingiberales; Musaceae
Exons: 2
Coding region: 26-523 (165 amino acids)
Source: RefSeq, a predicted model, not a curated record
UCAUGGAACCGUUACCCACCAAACAAUGGCGAGCCGCCUCCGUCUUUUCUCCGCCGCUGCGCUACUCCUCGUGGCCGUCCUCACUGCCUCGGCUGACGACGCGCACGACGCGCUCCAGGCCUUUGGGCUCCCCAAGGGGCUCCUUCCAGACUCGGUGUCGAGUUUCUCGCUCGCCGAGAAUGGCAAGUUCGUGGUGGAGCUCAGGGCGCCGUGCUACGUCAAGUUCACCGACCUCGUCCACUACGGGAAGACCAUCCGGGGUCAGAUCCGCUACGGCAUCAUCUCCGACCUUUCCGGGAUCCAGAUUAAGAAGUCCUUCGUCUGGCUUUCCAUCUCCGAUAUCGUGGCCCGCCCCGCCGAUGGCACCAUCGAGUUUAUUGUGGGCUUCCUCUCGGAGUUGCGUCCUGCGACGCUGUUCGAGAGCGUCCCGCAUUGCAGGGUCAAUGCCUCCCCUCGUGGCGUGUUCUCACCGGAGGAGUUGCUCCCGCUCCCGGUUUCGGAGCAUCACAAGCAGAUUUACUAGCGCCAGGUUAUGAGAUAUCUGAAGGCCAGACUCUCCAGUAUGUGAAACAUCAAAAAGGGCAGAACACCACAAUUCCAUUAUAUCUGGAAUGCUGAAAGCAAGCUGGUAUCAACAAGACAGACUGCAAAUGCUUUGAUUCUCUUUUCUUUUUCCUGUAGUUUCCUUUUAUGUGUAAUAUGGACUGGAAUCAUGUUGGAUGCAUGAGACUGUGAAAUGUUGGAAGAGAUAAUAAUAUUUGGGUGAGACAGAGAUAUGAUUGAGAAAAGUUAAGAGUCUAA